Molecule: messenger RNA, 1496 nt
Organism: Bombus huntii
Lineage: Eukaryota; Metazoa; Arthropoda; Insecta; Hymenoptera; Apidae
Product: TELO2-interacting protein 2-like
Exons: 5
Coding region: 13-1317 (434 amino acids)
Cellular component (GO): centrosome; cytosol; nucleoplasm
Source: RefSeq, a predicted model, not a curated record
AUAAUACUUAAAAUGAAUAGUCUUUUAAAAGAAUUGGAAGCUUUAAAAAUUAAGGGCGAAUUUUAUGAGGAAGACUUAUGGGCAAAAUACAAUAAUCUUAUACAAGUGAGUUAUGUUCCUGAAAGAAUCGACGGUACCAGUCGACCAUGCGAAGAAAAAGACUUCAAAGGGUAUAGACAAAUUAUAGAUAGAAAUUUGCAAGAUAUCAGAUCUAUGCUUCAGCAUGUCAUUUACUGUCGUCAUGAAGGGCACAUGCAAAUAAAAUUAGAUUCAUCGAUAGUAAAAACUUUUACAAUCAAUUUGUUACUACUCAUUGGAGAACAACAUGAACAAAAUGUUUGGAACACAACAGAAUCUGUGUCCAUCUCCAAAGACUUGACUAGCAAAAUCUUGGAGUUAUAUAGAUAUCAAAACAUCUCACAACUUUUAACGGAACAAGAUAACUUUACUACAGUAUUAUUAACGCUAAGGCCUAAGUUACUGAAAGAUACUUGGAAAGCUUAUCCAGCAGCUGUAGCAAGUUACAAAUGGAUUUUAUAUCAAAUUGAGAAACCAACUUUAUAUAAUCAUAUUAGUGAUGUGCUUCCAACAGCUUUAAUAAUUAUUGAUGAUUAUGUGCCAGAAAACAUUGUACUAGGUCUUGAAUGUUUAUAUCAAAUUAUUCAACAUACUCACUUGAAAAAAGGAUUCAUUGACACCGGAUAUGCCAAAGUAAUUUUUCAUGCUUUAGAAUGCUUAAGUCAUCAAAGAGAAGCCAAAUAUGUAAUUUUGAUAUAUAAAUGCUUAACAAUUUUAUUAGCUACCAUUGAACAUUGGGAUAAUACAUUAAAUGUAUUUGAAUGGACAAAGAGGGAUGAUAUUUUAGCUGUUCUACUAGAUAAUAUGGAAUUUGAACAAAAUGUGGAAUUAAGAUGUGUAUAUAUGUUAAGUUUACCUCAACUGUUGACUAAUAUUGGUUGUGCCAAGUGGUGUGAAAGAUUAACAAGAAUACUUACCGAGUAUUGUGAACAUCAUACAGAUCUAAAAACAUUAAAAGCAACAUUGGAGACUGCAAAAACUUUCCUCUUGAUGUUUCAUCUUCGAGUGGCAGCUCACUGUGUACCUCUGUAUACUGCUUUUUUAAAACUGCAUUUUGAUUUAACGAAAACUCCAGUAUUUGACAAGGAAAUAAUGCAGAACUUGGAUGACUGUAUUUGUUUAUUAUAUAAAUUAUCCCCAAAUGUAGGUUGUACAGUAAUGAAUGACGAUCGAAUGCGUUCAGUGAUAAAAAAUAGUUUGCAAGUAGUGUGCUUAGGUGAUACUAAGUAUUUUCAGUGAAUGAACUAUAUAAAUCUGUUUUAGAACCUAAAAAUAAAUAUAUUAUUUAAGAAAAGAAAAGAUUAUUUUUUGUAGAGAAAGAGUUUUGUAGAAUAUAGUAUGAUAAAAUAUAAUAAACAAUAUGUACUUAGAUGUUUUAUGUUGUGAUCUAAUAAAUUCGAAAAAUGUAUGAUACUUUA